Molecule: messenger RNA, 882 nt
Organism: Sphenostylis stenocarpa
Lineage: Eukaryota; Viridiplantae; Streptophyta; Magnoliopsida; Fabales; Fabaceae
Source: the annotation of a GenBank genome assembly
AUGGGUGGGAAGCCUUCUACAAUUGGAGAUAUAUACAGCUAUGGGAUUCUAUUACUAGAGAUUUUCACCGGAAAAAGACCAACAGAUGAAGCAUUUGAAGGUGGCAUGGGAAUUCAGCAUUUUGUAGCAAUGGAUCUACCUCACAAUGAAGAAGCCAUGGCCAUUAACAGCUCUUGCUCCAAGGCCAUUCUAGGAACUCAUGUUCCUAUGUAUGCUCCAAAUGCUUCCAACACACCCAAGUUUUCCUUAACCCCCAAUGGCCACAAGGGUUGCAGCUCUGGGUUCCCAAAACUUGUUCAAAACAAGGGCCUUUUCCCACUUCAUGCUGUGCCAUCCAAAACUAUGAUGGAUUUGGACAGUUUGGUGGUUCAAACUCAAGAACAACCAAAGGAGGAAGCAAAGAUGAUUAAUGUCAAAUUUCAGUUACACCGCAAUUGUAAAUAUGGUGAACAAUUUCUAGUAGUUGGUAAUGAUCCAAUGUUUGGAUCAUGGAACCCUGAAAAUGCAGUACCAAUGAGCUGGUCAGAAGGGCAUGUGUGGACUGCAGAGAUGGGUGUACCUGUUGGAAAAUUUCAAUUCAAAAUCAUUUUGAAAAGAAGAGAAGGUGACAUUGUGUGGCAGCCAGGGCCAGAUAGAUUUGUUCAGACUUGGGAGGCUAUGAACAGAAUCACUGUUUCUGAGGAUUGGGAAAAUGCUCAACUCCAGAAAGUAACAGAUGAUGAUGAAGAACAAGUUUCCAAGACAUCAGAGGAAGACCAACUUGCUCAGACAAAUAAAGAUUCCCAGAUUGAGUCAGAAAUUUCCAAUUUGACUGAGAAUCUUGAUCGUCCAAAAGAGACACAGAAAUGGAGUGCUUCUGCGGUGAUGAAGAGCACACGUUGA